UGGUUGUGCCCGAGAGGUGAGGUGAAAGUGUGAAACAAUUAUAUGUACGGAGCACUUGACGACACAUUACACGAGUUAGGGUUUCACUUCUUCACACCUCUACUGCGCCACACCGUGAGUCGGUCACCAAAGUCGCCGGCUUAGAAGUCUGCCACUGUCUCUCAUUCGUCUGAAAAGAUGCCGGUGAUCGGCUUGACAUGGGAGCCCAAGCUCCCGUCUUUUGGUUCCGCCUCUUCUUCUUCAAGCAAGUCCCAUGUCACUACUGAAAGUAGCGCGCUAUAUAAACCCACCUCGGAACUCAUUGAUGGCUUAUACGUUCCACCCAAUAAUCCUACGGUACUCAACAAAUUACUUCGCAAACAACUCAAAGACACCACUGGCUCAAAUUGGUUUGAUAUGGCUGCCCCAGUUGUCACGCCUGAGUUAAAAUAUGAUCUCCAGCUCUUGAAGUUGAGGAGUGUCAUUGAUCCGAAAAGACAUUAUAAGAAGAAUGAUACUAAAUCAAAGACAUUGCCCAAAUAUUUUCAGGUGGGUACUGUAGUGGAGUCAUCAUUAGAUUUCUUCUCUGCUAGGCUCACUAAAAAGGAGAGGAAGAGAAGCAUUGCAGAUGAGCUGCUUUCUGAUGGUUCCCUUGCACAAUACCGGAAACGUAAGGUUAGAGAGAUCGAAGAUCACCAGCGACCUGCUGGAAAUGAUAAAUGGAAGAUAAAGGGAAAAUUCACUCAAAAGCGAGCCAAAGAAAAGAGGCAUUUGCCAGAACAAAGGCCUGGAAACAACAAAAAGCGCUUCAAAGGUAUUUAAGUGUCUACAUUGAGACAGAACACUUGGUCCAAGUUCCUCACAACUCGGUUAAUUGAUUCUCUUGCUGAGCUGCGUAACCUUUUGGGGCAGCGAUGGGGCAGAAACUGCGCUUGGUAGGGUAGUCAUUAAAGUCAUAGGACGUCUGUAAGAGUAAAAACUUCAGAAGGAUGGCUUUGCCAAAGUUAAUCAUCAUAUUUUGCUGAUUGCUCAAUACCUGCUAAUGAACCACUUCGGAAGUUUUAUGUAAUGUCUGAUGCCCUAAUUGUGGUUCAAAUAUUGUGAGUGAUGGUAUUCUUUUGUUAUCUAUAUGUUGUUUACUAUAA
This is a messenger RNA of Beta vulgaris subsp. vulgaris (sugar beet), 1124 nucleotides long. RefSeq names its product rRNA-processing protein fcf2. NCBI's taxonomy places the organism in Eukaryota, Viridiplantae, Streptophyta, Magnoliopsida, Caryophyllales, Amaranthaceae. Gene Ontology annotation, molecular function: RNA binding. The transcript is spliced from 5 exons. Gene Ontology annotation, biological process: RNA processing. Gene Ontology annotation, cellular component: nucleolus. Bases 178 to 801 code for a protein of 207 amino acids. The record is from RefSeq and is a predicted model, not a curated record.